Magnolia sinica is the source of this 4760-nucleotide messenger RNA. Its product is annotated as pentatricopeptide repeat-containing protein At1g66345, mitochondrial. Lineage: Eukaryota; Viridiplantae; Streptophyta; Magnoliopsida; Magnoliales; Magnoliaceae. The record is from RefSeq and is a predicted model, not a curated record. Gene Ontology annotation, molecular function: protein binding. The transcript has a single exon. Bases 344 to 2164 code for a protein of 606 amino acids.
CGCUGCCCGAAACCCAACUCUCCGUUUUGCGGUUCAAAUUCGAGUCAUGUCGGAUCCGUUUCUACGUUUCAUACUGUUGUUUUCCCGUUAUUCGUAUCUGUUUGCUGUUUGGAGACUGUAAUCUUGCGUCUAAUCUUAGGGCGCGUUUUGAUGCACUAUCGAAUUGUAUUUCAAUUGCUAGCCCGAUAAAGUUGAAAUAAACAAUUCGUGAUUUUCUUUGGGGUCGGUGCGCACACUCCCAAAAUCCGGAAACGGCCGGUGCGAAACUUACCGUGCACUUCAAAAUGGACUUUUGGAAGUUCCAACUUCGAAAUGCUUCUAGAUUCCCGCCAACCAUCUUCAAAUGGCUGGAGUUAAUGGCCUGGUCCAGAUCUCGGUGAUCAUCGUACCUUCCAAAGACGUGCCCUGCAUGGGCCUUCUCCUUCGAAGCAGCGGCCCGGCUCUCAUUCUUUCCGCCUUCCAUCGUUUUCAUGUCCGCUGGCUGCUCGGCAAAAAUCCCAUUCGAGAACACCAUCUUAGGACUACAUACAUCCAAGAUCACAUACUACGCAUGGUCCACACAAAUGCAUCAACGGCUGAGAUCGCGAUCCGCGACUUGUUGAGGAGAGACGGCAAUUGGGAUAGUUUGAGCGCCGAUCUAGAUUCUGUCGAGUUAACCGAUUCGCUCAUCGAUGAAGUUCUGCUCGAAUUAACGGACCCAAUCGACGCGAAGCGGGCUCUCAGUUUCUUCCACUGGUCAGCCCGCCAGAAGAAUUCUGGACAUGGAGUCCGAUCUUACUGUAUAAUGGUUCAAAUCCUCGUUCAAGCCCGGAUGCUUGAACAUGCCCGAGCAUUGAUGGAAUCAGUUAUCAGAAAGAAUGCCGAUGCUGGUUCUUCGAAAUUCAUGGUCGUAGAUUCGCUUCUAAGCACGUAUACAAGCACUCAAUCAGGCCCUUUUUUGUUUGAUUUCUUGAUACAGACAUACGCGAAAUUGAGGAUGUUCGAUAUGGCGUUCGAUGUUUGUCGGUACUUGGAAGAGCAUGGAUUCUCUUCUAGUCUUAUCAGUUUCAAUACUCUGAUCCAUGUCGUCCAAAAAUCCGAUAGGAAUUCGUUCGUCUGGAAGAUAUACGAGUAUAUGAUUGAAAGGAGAACGUACCCAAAUGCAAUUACAGUCCAAACCAUGAUAAGCUCAUUGUGCAAGGAGGGGACUUUGAAGAAAUUCGUAGAUAUUCUGGAUAGAAUUCACGGGAAGAGAUGCGCUCCUGCAGUCAUCGUUAAUACAUCGCUGGUUUAUAGGAUCUUCGAAGAUGAGAGAAUCGAAGAAGGGAUUAUGUUGUUGAAGCGGAUAUUGCAGAAGAACAUGAUUCUCGACGACAUCGCUUAUUCUCUGAUUGUUCAUGGUCAUUGCAGGACAGGGAAUUUUGAGUCGGCCCGUGAGUCAUAUGAUGAUAUGCUUAAGAGAGGGUACCAUGCGAAUUCAUUCCUUUACACUUUGUUUAUCGGUUUACACUGUAAGGAGGGGAAGAUCGAGGAAGCGAAGAGGUUGAUGGAAGAAAUGCUGCUUGAUGGCUUGAAACCGUACGAUGAGACGUAUGAUUUUCUGAUAGUGGGGUGCUCCAAAACAGGGAGAUUAGAUGAUGGCUUGAUCUUUUUUGACAAAAUGCUUGGUGGAGGAUUUUUGCCUAGUUACCUUGCUUGCAAUGAGAUGAUGAAUAAGCUCUGUGAAGUGGGCCAUGUAGAGAAGGCCAAUAGCAUCUUGACCGUUCUUUUGGAUAAAGGAUUCCUCCCCAAUGAAGCAACAUACUCUCAUCUCAUUGAUGGAUAUGGGAAAGAAGGCAAUGCUCAGGAAGUUAUCAAGUUGUAUCAUGAAAUGGAAUUCAAGGGACCCACUCCAGGAGUGAUGGCUUAUACAUCAUUAAUCAGAAGCAUGUGCCAUUGUGGGAAAGUGAAGGAAGCAGAGAAAUUUUUAACUGCUAUGGAAGAUCGAUCAUUGACGCCAUCCAUGCACAUUUACGAUUGGUUGAUUACGAGCCAUUGUGAAAAUGGGAAUGUAGGAAGAGCUGUUUCCCUUUAUAAUGAGAUGAUCAAGGGAGAAUUGAAGCCUGAUGCUCAUAUUCUUGCAGUGUUGGCUGAGCGAAUCAAUGAUGCAGUCGGUAUUUGCAAACAAGGAGUUAGAAUUAGAUAGCUCAAGGAGCCGAUGAUUGUGAUUGUGUUAUUUGAGUUUUUAAUGAAAAGAUAGGAUUAGAUAUAGCUUAAAGAGCUGAUGACCUAUCCAAGAGGUGGCCAUUGUAAUGGAUGGCCUGGAUCAAUGCUCGAUGGGCACAUUCAUUGAUGAGUGAAGGUUAACAAAACCCUUCCAUUAUCUAUGAAUGAACCUUUUUUUUUUUUCUAUUGUAAUAUGCAAGCAUGGAGAUAUAUAGAAUAUCUUUCAUUGUGUAUUUAACCAUGAUCUUCUGAUAGAUAGUGAAAUCCAUAGGAGACUAUCUUCAUUCUUCAGUUCUACAUUAGAGGCUAUCAGUAGACACCCAUACAUGGAAGAGGAGAAAGGUGGGGUGCCUUGGAAGAGUGUUUAUUUUGCAUUUGCAAGUUGUGAGUGAUAAACAUUUUUUUUUCUUCUUGAUAUGAUUAGAAGACGAAGUUGGAAUCUAUGCAAAUCGGCCCACCAAAAUAGAAUCUAUGCAGUGUUCUUCAUUGUUUUGAGUCAGAAAUGCUCUUAGUUGAGUUCUUACUCAGUGAACAACUUUCAAACAUGCUUUGCAUGGCCCAUCUCUCACUGUGACACGUUAACAAUCAAAUCCCAAGACAUCGGGUUGCCAGAGAUAUUCCUCGUGAUUAGGUCACUAGGCGAUUCACUUCCAAAUUCCAAUACCUAUGUACUACAUAGUAUGCUCUCAGGAAAAGGGUUGGACCGGGCCGGGUUAUUUAUCAUUGGCCUUGGCCUAGCCCACCACGAACCCUCGAGCAAAAUUUAUUGGGCCAAGCCCUGGUCCUUCAGGGCCAGAUCACCUGGGCUGGGUUGGGCAGACUAGCUCCUCACACAAACCUAUAGUUCAUGUCCCAUACCCAUUGUUCCCUAUAGUGUGUUCCACCUGUGCUAUGAAUCCUGCUGUUUUUGUCCUCGGGGCCUAGCAUUGAGGGGGAACACCUGGUGGAUGGAGUGGACGUCCCACAGACAACAUGAUGGGCCCACAUAGCUUUAUUGUUGUAUGCUCUGCAUAAAAUAGGCGUUACAAAUGAUUUUGGUCUGCUUCAUUAUGUGUUUGGAGACUACCAUCUUGCUUCUAUACUUGGGGUGUGUGUGGAUUCUCUAACCAAUUGAAUUGUAAUUAGUGUAAAAAGCCAAACGGCAAUUCUCUUGGGGCAUGUUUGGUUGCCACUUGAAAAUGGAUUCAACUCAUUUGUGUUAACAACAAUUACGUAUUAGGGAGAAUAGUUUAUAUAAAUUGCUGGUUACAUUUUUAACCCCUACCCAAAAAUUAAUCUCUAAAUACAUAAUUAUGAUUAAAACUAGGGGCAUGUCACGUAAUGCAGUUAAGAGAGCAGGGGAGAGAAAAUGGAGAGAGACUUUUGAAAGAGGUCUGCCCGAAUACAUCCCGUGUUGGAGUUGUGCCCUUGGAAUCCAAUGUGAAUUUUAUCCAUUGAUGGCAUGGAUGAUAUCCAAUGAUAUUGAUGAUCUUGACUUUAGAUCAUGAUGACUGUGGGUCAUAGAUGGACAUAUGAUUUUGCCAUAUUUUUUAUGUAAACAUUGGUUUAAAGAGUGGGAUUCCUUUGGUUGUCCUUGUGCACUUGGAAGUGCACACAAUGGUCACUGACCAAGGGAGAGUUGUGGGUCAUGGAUCUUAGUACCUUGUUAUACCACGGCCACCUAGUAGGUAGUAGGACGAACCUGUGGUUGUUACUUUAUAAGUGGUCAUCCUAUGUGAGGGGAUAAUGACGAGACAUAAUCUCUAAAUAAAGACCAGGAUGCUUUCAUGCCACCAUACUUAUUGAUUAUUGAUUGGAAGGUAAUGAAUUCUCAAUCUAAUAUUUGAACUAAUGUUUUCUUUCUCUCAAAGUUAGAUGGACCAUUACGUGUUUGCAGUUAAAGGUGUGGGUUUCUUUUUGUUUUCCGUUUUUUUUUUUUGUUUUUUUUCCAAUAAUAGUUUCAGAUGGUUUGCAAGAAACUGCAAAAUUUUAGGUUAAUGUCGCCUUUAUCACUCACAGUGGUAAGUGGUUGCUUUUAAUGAGCAUGACUACUAAAAUAGUUGGUGUUUUUUAUAUGAUCUAGCAUUUUUUUAUGAAUGUAACUCAAAAUUUUAAACAAAGAUGCAAAAAGGAUGAUGAGGAAACAUCCAGCUAAUGUAAAGAAGAAAGAUCCCCUAGCUACCCUAAAAUAACUCCACAGGGCUACAGUUAGAUCCAUUUGUAGCUCUGGCCCAUUCCUCAACUAGCCAUCUAGCCAUGUGGAACACCUGCUCUGGAGACAUGACUUGUCCUUAAAAAGUCCUGUUGUUGCAUUCUAGCCAUGUUGCCCAUAGAAUGGCAAUUACUUCUUCCUUGCCGACCAAGCAAAAUGCCACAUAACCAUAGCUAAAUGACCCCCCACUUCUUGAGGCAUCAAACAAUGUGAGAGUUUCUCCCACAUCCCCUGGUAAAUUCAUAGUUUAUGAAAAGAUGGUCCAUUGUUUCCUCAUCAUGCAAGCACAAGACAAAUCUGUUAAGAAAGUUCACAAAAAAGAAAAAGGAAAAAGAAAAAAAAAAAAAAAACAAAGAAAAAGAAAAAGAAAGAAAAGAAAAAAGAA